This is a messenger RNA of Chara braunii, 4489 nucleotides long. The record is from the annotation of a GenBank genome assembly. NCBI's taxonomy places the organism in Eukaryota, Viridiplantae, Streptophyta, Charophyceae, Charales, Characeae.
UCGCGCGACGGAGUCAACAGAAGUUCGAGAGCGAUCAAAUGGAGAGGGUUGCCAGGUACGCAGCGGAGCGCGGAGUCGAUGUGCCUAGCACGGGUGGUGUAAGGGGAGGAGAGGCGGGGCGGCAGCCCGUGGAGGGAGCAUCAGGAGCGGUCGGGGGAGAUGGUGGAGGUGGAGACAUGGAGGAGGGCGCGAUCAACGUCGAUCGCGAGGCGCGUGUCCCAGGCGAGCAGGGAGUCCCGGGACACGAGGACGUGCUUGAGGUUUAUCCAGGCACUGGGGAGAGGAUGAAGGACUUGCGAGCAGCCAAGGGACCUGUAGGGGAGGGUUCUUCCAAGAGGAAGGAAGGUGGAACAGAUCCGGCCGCCGCCCCUGCUAGGAAGAGGCAUCGCCAGCAGAAGGUCAAUGACAUCUACGGUGGCGAGUGGGUUGCUCGCCACAAGAAGACAUUCCUUCGCUGGCUCUAUUCCAGCGGGGUCCCCUUCAAUGCCUUCCACAACCAGGCUUGGAAGGCAUACCAGCAGGUCCUUCUUGAGCAGCCUGGCAAUUCCCCGCGCGCUGUGCUCCCUAGCCAUAGCGAGAUUGCGAGUAUGCAGGCGGUGGAGACCCACAGUGAGGAGCUGGUGGAGGAGUUGGAGGAGGUGAGGCAGCCAUUCUGGAUCACUGGUGCUACCCUCCUCUCCGACGGGAGGAAAUCACGAGACGGGAGACCGAUCGUGAAUUUCCUUGUCGCCGGCUCGCGAGGGGUUGUCGUCUACACGACGAUCAAUCGCGAGGGCGAGCCGGACGAUGCAGUGCACGUCCUUCGGAGAUGGGUGACCAUCUUCUACGAGUUCAGUUUCGGCAGCCCGCAGCGGGUCAAUGCGAUAUGCACAGACUCCGCAUCGGCGUACGUGGGGGCUGCGAGGGCAUUGGCCUCGCCGGGCAUCCUUCCUGCAAUCAGGAGGAUCACUUGGCUUCCGUGUUCCAUCCAUGUCUGCAACAAAUUGUUGUCAGACAUGGGGACGAGUUGCGACGCGUUUGUGGACGCGAUUACACGCGCUCCUGUUCUGGUGGUGUUUUUCAAAACCCACCAGGCCGCCCUUUAUUUCUUUAGGAAGCGCAGCCCCAACAAGGGGCUUGUGCUUUCUUGCGAGACGUGGUUCGCGUCUGUUUAUUUUAUGUUGGAGAGACUGUUGGCCCUGCAGGACGCUCUGCAGGCGAUGAUGCGAGGGGAUGAGGGGCGGGAGUUUGCUUCUAUACCGUGGUCCGCCGAUGUGUGCGACAUGGCRCGUUGGRUGCGCCGGCRGAUCAGAUGGGAGCCUUGGUGGCACACGAUGGCCACCAUAGUCCACAUCAUGCAGCCCGUCAUGGAGCUGCUUAGGCGGAUGGAUCGUGGGGGGCAGUACAUGUCCYUCAUGAUCGAGUGGACACAGGAUCUUGUCCGCUGUGCUCGCACACAGCACAUGCUGGAGCCUGCUCACUGCGGGGGGUUCUUACUGAACCCCCGCAGGCGACAUGUUGAGUACUUUUCGGGCGAGGUGAGGGAUUACCCUCGUUGGCUUGUAAGGCAAGCCAAGAGGUACAUUUUGACGCAGACGGGUUACGAGGAGGAUGGUGUGGAGUACAUCAUUGCAUGUCGGCAGUUUGAGGACUUCCACAUGCAGCAGGGCACAUUUGGGGAUUGGGGACGGGGGGAGGGGCGUGCUCGUGGGCGUGCUUGCAGCGGCGACAGGGAGACGAUUGAGUGCACGUCCUGGUGGUCUCAGUACGGGUCUGGCGCACCUGAGUUGCAGCGCUGCGCUCUUCGUGUGAUGCACAUGUGGUCUUGCGCGUCUCCAGCGGAGAGGAACUGGGCAGUCUACGAGGGCAUUCACACGAAGAAGCGCAACCAGUUGGCCUUUGACAAGGUCGUUCAGCUCGUUGAGAUCACCGUGAAUGUGCGGUUGUCGGAGUAUCGGUGGGCUGGGUGCGGUUAUAUGCUGCCAUGGCAGCGGGACGAGGGCAUGCUAGACUGCCAGGCCGGACAAGAGUUGGAGCCAGUGCGCACGGGCACGCGCAGGGGGAUGACGCCGGAGGAGAUUGCCUGUCAGGUUGCGCUUAUCACCCGGGAUCCCAUCGGGGUCUCCGCACCACCCGCCGCUGAGGCCGUACUCGGUAGACGUGCUUCCAUUUUUCGUCCUUACCCCAGGGAGGAUGAUUCCGACGAGGAGCCGGUACCCGAGGCAGCGGACCACCCCGCGCUCCGCAUUCCCCGUGAGAUCGACGAGACGCACCUGGACCCCGAGGAGGACACCAGGGCGCAUACUGCACGACGGGCGGCUGACAGGGCGGAGAGGGAGAUGAUGGGGGGAGAGGAGGAGUUGUGGGGACGGUUCGGGGAGGUCGCUUCGACGGGCGGCACAGGAGCGCGGGCGACGAGCUCCGCUCCGACGAGGCAGGAGUCGUCCAUGCUGCCACCUUCUGCUCCGAGUCCUGCAUCGCCAUCGCCCGUCGCGCCAUAUGAGCCGACCACGGUAGCAGAGAACACGGAGGAGUUGGCGUCCUCUUUGCCUCAGCGCGGACUACUCCACAGAGGCAGGGCAGUCCGACAACUGAGGUUACGAUCACCUUCUCCGGGGGUCUUGCAGGAGGAGGGGGGACCGUCGGCAGCAGCAGUGGAGGGGGAGAUGGCAGUGGAGGGGGGAUUGGCGGACGCGACGAUUGCAGGUGUGGUGGACCAGAAAGUUGUAGCAGCAGCGGCUUCAUUGCUAGAGGAGAUGGCAACUUCGGCGUUGGCGGAGGAGGCACCAGCGCCAGGGGGAGCAGAUGCAGUGGAGGGGCAGGCGGGAGCAGCGGGAGGAGUAGCGGAAGGAGCAGCUGGAGGAGCAGCUGGUGGAGCAACUGCACUGGAUGGGCUUGUGGCUGCAGCAGCAGGAGCAGCGAGACGAGGGUCGGAUGCAGUGGGGGGGGGAAUGCCAGGAGCAGUGGAGGAGGAGAUAGGGGCACAGGCGGAGGUGUCGCGUGGGGGCGGUGACGAGCGCCUCAUGCAGCAGUUCCUCACGGAGCAGUACGAUCCGGUCAUGGGGAGUAUGACCCCAGGUGUGGCGAGGGGGUUGGGGAUGUCGGAUUUGCAGAUGGGGAGCCACCUGGACUUAGAUUUGUCGAUGGGCCUUCCACCUAGUUGCGGCGGGGCGACAUCGACGGAUCGCGCUCCAUCAAGGGACGACGUAGCUGGAGAGAGUCUCACGCAGCCCCAGAGAGUGACGAUGACUGCGUCUCCAGAUGUGGCACGCGACAUCCUAGAGCGAGAGAGGGCUCGACUUAUGGCAUCGACUAACCCGCGUGCUCAGGCAUUCGCACGGGCGUUGGAGGAUGCGAGGCGGCCGACAAUCGCAGUCUUUGACCAGAGGCUACAGCAUCCACCAUGGCAGCCGAUCCCUCCAGUUCCAUGGGGUCCUGCAUCGCCGGUGUGGUCUGGGUCUACCUCCACCGGAGCACGUACGGCAGGGGAUGUUACAGGGGUUUCUGGUGGCGUCGUGGAGACGGCGCCACGUACACGAGACAUGCCACCCCCUCCUCCUAGACCACCUGUAGGUGAUCCGUCAUCGUCGCCCACAGGCAGAGGCUCUCGAUCUCCACACACGCCUGAGAGGUCUAGGAUUCGGGACACUACAGCCAUUGUGGGGGACGUGAGUGACACAGCAUUGUUCGGGAGGACAGACAUAGAUUUGGAUUCCACCCGGCGUGUCACGGAGCACACUGCACGUCUACAGCCGGGUUUGGGACCCCGCGACGGCAGGAUGACCGCAGCGAGGGAGGUGGCAGCAUCAGGUUGUGAGCCUCAGCGAGGUCGCGACAGAGGAGUGUCCGCCGAUAGCUUGGAGUACGCUCUAAUGGCAGCGACGCGUGCCGUACAUGAGCAAACUCCACGCAAGCGCGAAGUGCCUCCUCGUCCACGCCCCGUGCCCGCAGAGGGAGGAGAUGCACUUGGAGAGACUUCGGGGGCAGAGGGGUUGGGGAUGCCUCGUGGAUCGCGCCGUGAGCAGACGGUUACAGAGGCUAGUGCGAGGGUUGUUGUGUUGAGGAAGGCAGGAGCCCCUGUCACCAUCGAGGAGGAUGAUCCUGAGACAGAUGUGGCAAUGCGGGAGGAGGACGAGGACGAUGAGGGCAAGGAGGAGGGAGAGGAGGAGAGCGACAGAGGUUCCGAUGGUGACUACGACCACGACGAGCACGAGCCCCCACCUCCCCCACCGAAAGGCGCAGCCAGACGGCGCAGCCAGACGGCGCGCUGCGCAGACUUCUUCAUCAUCACGAGGGAGGAGGAGUUCGACAUCCGGCACGCGAGGGGAUACGGGGAGACAGAGCGGGAAGGGGAAGAAGCGUCGUUGACUGAUGAGGCCAACACUCAGUUUUUCCCCUGCUCGCACUGAGGUUCGUCAUGUUGUGCGGUCCUAGUUUUUUUGGUCGUCUCGUCUUGUCUUAGUGUUGUUAGGCUCUCAGUAGUUGUGUGCGUGCAGCGUGCUACAGAUGU